AUCAUUUUCAUGCUUUGCAAUCGCAACAGAUUCAUUUUUGUGGUAAUGAGCAUCAAUGCCAAGAAGAUUGUCAAGAGUUAGGUAUUUGCAAAGUAUUAACUGAACCGAGAAAACAAGAAGAAGUUUAUCAAGGUUUAGUUCAAGGGACUUCCAUUACAUUUACUAAGUAUAUUCAAUUGAGUGAAAGAAUUAAAUGCUGCAAGAAAAUUCCACCCAAUGCCUUUCAUCAUGAUGGUAAACAUACUCAUGAUGAAGGCGGCUUUCAUUAUUGCGACGCCCAAUGUCAACUUUGUGAAUACUAUUGCAUUUUACCUUAUGGACACCCACAAGCGUUACAUGAGACCAAACAUGGAAAUAUGAUUCAGACAGAAUUUACUUCAGAAGAAAAAGAAUUCGAAUAUAGAGGCCAUAAACUGAGAGCAGGUGAUCACGGAACAUUUGUACUUUGUAACUUGGAAUUUGGACGUCAUCGUCAUAUAGAUUAUUGUCAAGACGCUUCAACAUGUAAACCCAGUGCAAAUAAGAGACAUAUUGAUGUCACUGUUGAACCUCAUCCGGAAAAGCCAAAAGAUUAUAUUUCUCAUAAGCUUUUUUGGGAGCGUACAGGAUUUAGGGAUCCCUAUACAGUUCAAGAACAAGAAAUGUUUGAAAAAUGUGAUCAUGAGUGUGCUGAUGAAAUACAUCAGCCAACGAAAGGAUCUAACAUUAUACCUAACAGAUCAUUUUGUGAAUUACCGUUGUUUCAUGCACCUCUUAAAUUAUCUGAUGCACCACCAAAUGGUAUUGGAUAUAUUUCUCUUGGUGGACAUCACUUUACAUGUGACAACCCUGCAAAAAAAGAAGGCUCAUUUCAUAUCAUUUUUACAAUUGACCGAUCUGGGUCUAUGAGUAGUAGUGAUAAAAAACCACUUCCAAAUACACCUGUUUAUAAUCUUUUAAAAGGACAGCAUGAAAACAGGACAGGUGCUGUAUAUAGUGCUGUUUAUUCAUUUAUGGAAGCAAGGCUGGCCGCACAAGCAAGGUCACAAUUACAAUCCACUAAUAAGGAUACUGUAUCACUGAUUCUUUUUAAUGGUGAAGUUAUUGUGCCAUUUGAGAAUCAUGUGUUGACGGAUUCUAAGAUGAUGCUAAAUCGGAUGCUGCCACAUUGUGCUUGGGGUGGGACUGACUUUAAUUUAGCAAUUCAAAAAGCAGGUAGUUUAAUUAAUAACUAUUUUGAUCCGGCAAGAGCGAAUGUAAUUAUAUUUCUUUCUGAUGGUGGAUGUAGUACACCGAAAAGUCAGCUUGAACAAAUUUGUAAAUAUAAUAGUGAUAAAGGAAACCCAUUAUAUCUUAUAACUGUUUUAUUUGCCGGUGGAAGUGACAGUCCUUCUUUAAGAGAAAUGGCCGAGAUUGCUGGCCGACAUAAUCCGGCAAACAAGAUUGGAAAUGCUUUACGUUGUCACUUUACUAGCGCUAUGACUGAGAUUAAUUUAGUCAAUACAUUUACUGGUGUUGCAGAAAGUUUGAGAGCGCAUAAUCCUUCGUUGAUGAAAAAACUUUAG
This is a messenger RNA of Racocetra persica, 1544 nucleotides long. The record is from the annotation of a GenBank genome assembly. NCBI's taxonomy places the organism in Eukaryota, Fungi, Glomeromycota, Glomeromycetes, Diversisporales, Gigasporaceae.